Molecule: messenger RNA, 1852 nt
Organism: Trematomus bernacchii (emerald rockcod)
Lineage: Eukaryota; Metazoa; Chordata; Actinopteri; Perciformes; Nototheniidae
Exons: 12
Coding region: 1-1827 (608 amino acids)
Biological process (GO): cilium assembly; protein dephosphorylation
Molecular function (GO): protein tyrosine/serine/threonine phosphatase activity
Source: RefSeq, a predicted model, not a curated record
AUGCCGACCUUGAUACCAGUACCACAGCCCUCCUUAUCCCAGGCCAGGGAGAAUCUGGUGAAUGCUUUCCCCCCCAGGCUCCUCUGUCUGCUGGCCUGCGGAGGAAUAGGUUGCCGCUAUGAAGGACCAGAGUGUUGGAAAUUAAAUCAACAGGUCAUUCGAGGCAUCUUCUCCUCCUGGGUGACAGAUGACAUCAUAGCCAUGGCACGGCCAUCUAGUCAUCUAAUUAAGAAGUACAAAAUCAUAGAACAAUUUCAAAGGUUGAACAUCAGAUCAAUCAUCAACAUGCAGCUCCCUGGAGAACACGCUCACUGUGGACCUCCCAUAGAGCCUGACAGCGGUUUCACGUACUCCCCACAGACCUUCAUGGACAAUGACAUUUACUUUUACAACUUUGGGAUGCAAGACUUCAAUGCGUCCUCCCUUGUUGGUUUAAUUGACGGGGUGAAGGUUCUGGCCUUUGCACUGAGGGAAGGAAGAGUGGCCGUGCACUGCCAUGCAGGCCUGGGCAGAUCAGGCGUCCUGAUAGCCUGCUACUUGAUUUACACCCUGCGCAUCAGCCCAAGUGAGGCCGUUCAUUAUGUGCGGAUCAAACGGCCACACUCCAUCCAAACUCGGGCCCAGCUGAACCAGGUGUUUGACUUUGCUCGCCUGCUUGGCUCACAGCUGGUUCAAUACCCAGACCCUCGCCUGCGGCACGGAGACCCUUUCAGCCUGCAGCUGCACCUGAACAGACAGGCCAUACUGCUGCAUGGCCAGGAGGCACGCACCCUCAAACAAACACCAAAGGUGGUGUACCUCCUGUGUGUGUAUCUCUCCUGCUUAGCCCUGGGUCUCCCUGCCCCUCCAGAGAUCCAGGCUGAGCUGGACAAGAGGUCAGCACUGAGGACCCUGAGCAGGACCGUGAGGGAGACCCUGGUGUCGAAACAGUGCUUGCCCUUACUGAGAGAGUGUCACCAGGGGCCAAGAGUGAGUUUAGGAUCGGUGUCCUUCUGGGACGAGCCUCUGGGCUUUUUGACGAGGAAGAGAGAGGUGCUGCAAGACAAACGCAGCUACAGUGACUCUGACCUCAGCAAGAUCGCAGAUCUGGAGUUGAGUCCAUACUGCAACUCAGAAGCUGGAAAUGAAAGACAGGUUUGUGUAAAGGAUCGGACACAACCUGAUCUGAGACCAGCUAGUCCGAUCCUUGCCAGCAUCAAACAAGGCCUCCAGCCAACCAAAAUGGAAUCUCAAGCACUCAACAUGCCAGUAUCUAGCAUGACAUCAAGCAAUGACUGUGCUCUGAGGUCAAAGUGCUCUAGAAAGGCACUUCCCAAAUACAGCUCCAACAUUGAGUUAAGCAGAAAUCUACAUAAUCCAGGCCCAGCCUCAGUUGCUGUUGCUAAGGCAUUGGCAGAUCAUUGUCCACCGGAAGAAAACAUCCUGCAAAGAUCAGCUCUGCUGCAGGAGGAACUGAACAGUAGUGACUGUGGCUGGGCUCUGCUGCUCACUGAGUCAGAUCCUCAGGUUCUCAGCUGUCUGCUGUGGACCUGGCUGGAGAGGUUAAAGGAGCCUGUUCUGAGUGCAGAGGAUGUAGACAGGUUGCGUUGUGGUGCCAACAAACGGAAACCUCUCAGUGUGCUCAAGAAGCCACAGAGAGACACCAUCUCCUGCCUCCUGAGCUGUGUGAGCACCGUGACCAGCCUGUGUCCACACAGAGAGGAUGCAGUGCUGCAACGACUGGUGCAGGCACUUACAAGGUUCCCCCAUGAGGAAACUUCAAGCCUGGCAACGUUAAUGAAGGUCCUGAAGGCGAGUUUAAGAGAAACCUCCCACAGCUACCUCUAAAGAGAUAGCAACACCAAUGUUCCAC